AUGCAGACCAAAGAUCUCGCUGGUCUCCUUGGAAAAGACGUCCUUCGGGAACUUCUCUACGCUCAUGGCAUCAAGCAUAUCUUCGGAUACCCCGGUGGUGCUGCUCUUCCUCUGUUCGACGGGAUCUACAAAUCCAAAAUCGACUUCAUCCUCUCCCACCAUGAACAAGGCGCUGGCCACAUGGCCGAGGGAUAUGCCAGAGCAAGUGGCAAACCGGGCGUUGUCCUCGUCACCUCUGGCCCUGGCACUUCGAAUGUCGUGACUCCUAUGCUGGACGCCCUCCUGGAUGGAACGCCGAUGGUGGUAUUUUGUGGUCAGGUUUCCACGUCUGUCCAGGGCACCAGGGCCUUUCAAGAGAUCGACGUGGCGGCGUUGAGCAAGCCAUGCACCAAGUGGAGUGUCUGUGUUAAUAAUAUUCAUGAUCUGCCUGGUUCUAUCGAUGAAGCGUUCAGGAUUGCGAGGGAUAAACGACCUGGGCCUGUCUUGGUAGCCGUUCCCAAGAAUAUCGGAGAAGCGGUCUAUAUACCUGAUAUACUACAGCCAUCUCUCUGCAAGGAGGUUCACUCCAGAGUGGGUAGUCCAAACGGCAUUGUCAAUUUGCACGACACCAUCGACCGUAUUGCGGACCUUGUCAAUACCGCUGAACGACCCGUUAUCUGCGCUGGCCAGGGAGUGCUGAAUGCCAGUAAUGGACCAUCCCUUCUAGCUAGUCUAGUUGACAAAGCGCACAUUCCCGUCACCACGACUCUACUCGGCCUUGGUUGUUUCGACGAGACUCGCGAUGAGGCUUUGCAAAUGGUUGGAACGCACGGAACACCGUACGCCAACUAUGCUAUCCAGAAUGCCGAUCUUGUCAUUGCACUGGGCGCCAGACUAGAUGAAAGAGCCGUGGGAAAUGCAGGCGGAUACGCACCCAAGGCUAGAGAGGCUGCACACCGGGCGACUGGAGGAAUAGUUCAGUUCGAUAUCAGUCUUGAAACAGCAGGGAAGGUGAUCACAGCGGACGAGACGGUGGUUGGUGAUCUGGCCGAGACGCUGCCUAUCCUUCUCUCUCGCGUACACGAUGAUAAUAAACGAACAGCCUGGUUCAAUCAGAUCCGCUACUGGAAACACACCCACUUCCCCAGCAUUCCCACGAAUAAAGGCACACACUGUCUCCCCCAGCAGAUUGUGAUCGAAUUAGACCGCCAGCUGCAAUCGCUCGAUCAGCAGACCAUCGUCACCACCGGCGUGGGCCAGCAUCAAAUGUGGGCGGCUCGCUUCCUCCAAUGGCAUCGUUCGCAUAGCAUGGUCACCUCGGGGGGUCUGGGAACGAUGGGCUUCGGUCUUCCAUCCGCGAUUGGUGCCAAAUUAGCCAAUCCAGACAAGAUGGUGGUGAACAUCGACGGGGAUGCCUCGCUGGGCAUGUCACUGCAGGAAUUCUCCACGGCAGCACAGUAUAAUAUCGCCGUCAAGACCAUCAUAUUCAAUAACGGGCAACAGGAGAUGGUAGCACAGAUGCAGAAAGCAGCUUACAAUGGCCGGGUGUGUUUUGUGCACCAGCAGAACCCGGAUUUCGUGAUGCUGGCGAACAGCGUGGGGAUUCGGGGGAUACGAUGCACGACGGCCAGGGAACUGCCCAGUUGCAUCCAGUGGUUACUGCAGAGCGAGGGACCGGCGGUGCUGGACGUGACGACGGACGAGACGGAGAUGGUGCCUAUCGUGGCAGGUGGACAGGCAUUGGACUGCAUGGUGUUGAACUGA
Molecule: messenger RNA, 1743 nt
Organism: Aspergillus wentii DTO 134E9
Lineage: Eukaryota; Fungi; Ascomycota; Eurotiomycetes; Eurotiales; Aspergillaceae
Product: thiamine pyrophosphate-binding protein
Exons: 2
Coding region: 1-1743 (580 amino acids)
Biological process (GO): L-valine biosynthetic process
Cellular component (GO): mitochondrion; acetolactate synthase complex
Molecular function (GO): magnesium ion binding; thiamine pyrophosphate binding; flavin adenine dinucleotide binding
Source: RefSeq, a predicted model, not a curated record